Molecule: messenger RNA, 816 nt
Organism: Aspergillus oryzae RIB40
Lineage: Eukaryota; Fungi; Ascomycota; Eurotiomycetes; Eurotiales; Aspergillaceae
Product: SDR family oxidoreductase
Exons: 4
Coding region: 1-816 (271 amino acids)
Source: RefSeq, a predicted model, not a curated record
AUGAACGGAUCACUUAGCCAGCACGGUCAAGAGAGGCUCUCUACGCCAUGCCGGGACAGACCGCCUGAGGAGACGGUGUAUUUGGUCACCGGGGCCAGCCGAGGCAUCGGACGAGGUCUCAUUGAAGCUUUUCUCCAACGUCCCAAAAGCACCGUGGUCGCUUGCGUGCGCAACGUCGCCACCGCUACGCCGGCGCUCUCGCCACUAACCGUCGCUGAAGGCAGUCGGAUGAUCAUAGUGCAGCUUAACUGCGACUCGGAAACUGAUGCCCAGGCAGCCGUCCAGACAUUGCGGGAGGAGCACGGGGUGACGCACUUGGACGUGGUGGUUGCCAAUGCGGCCAUGGCGACGAACUUUGGGCCCGCGUCCACCAUGCCCCUCGAGCAUCUCCAGGCACACAUGAUGGUCAACAUGUAUGCUCCCGUCCUACUGUUUCAGGCAACCCGCCUGAUGCUGCAGCAGUCCAAGCAACAGGCCAAGUUUGUCUUGAUCGGCGCCCCGAUCAGCACCAUCACCAACAUGCACGACUAUGCGCGGGCCCCACUGACGGCGUACGGAGUGUCGAAGCUGGCGGCCAACUACAUGGUGCGCAAGUUCCACUUUGAGAACAAAUGGCUCACGGCCUUCAUCAUCGAUCCAGGACAUGUGCAGACUGAUAUGGGCGACCAAGGAGCGCGGCUGAUGGGCCGUCCGCAGGCCCCAACAACUGUCGCAGACAGUGUGGCAGGCAUCUGUGCUCGGAUUGAUGAAGCGACCAAGGAGACUACAUCGGGGCACUUCGUUAUCCACACGGAUGGAUCUCAACUCCCCUGGUAG